Messenger RNA from Lymnaea stagnalis (great pond snail), 14666 nucleotides. Lineage: Eukaryota; Metazoa; Mollusca; Gastropoda; Lymnaeidae. The record is from the annotation of a GenBank genome assembly.
AACAAAAAUGGCGUCUACAGUUGCGUCUUCUGAACAGCCUUGGUAUGUUGCUCUUCUUGGCUUGGCAGAAUACUUUAGAACUUCAAAUCCACCUAAUAUAAGAUUGUGCAUUCAUUGUUUACAAUCAAUCUUCAAUUUUAAACCCCCGCCUCAUAUAGAAGCCCGGACACACUUACAACUAGGAAACAUUCUUUUGACACACGCCAAAAACACAGAUAUUGCAAGAACUCAUUUGGAACAAGCGGUAAAUGGUUAAGCUUCUAUUUAAACAACAACAAAAAAAGUGUUACUGUUGCCCUUUAAAAUAAGUUACUGUAUGUUAAUUAUGCACCGAAAGGGUUGCCUGUUAUUUCAUGUUAAAUAAAUGACAUUUAAAUGAAUGAUAUGCUGUGAAUGUGAGUCACAAAUAGUUUGUUUAAGUUUAGUUUAUUUUUUGAAAUUUCAGGCUACCUACUCUCUUAGGUAGGGCUCUAAGACUUCUAGCCACUAUUACUAGUCUGAAUCAUAUGGAACUUAUUGCAAUUUUUUAAAGGCAUUUUGCACAAGUAAUAUAAAACUUAAAAGAAUUCCUUUAAAUUUAAUAUUAAUUAUUCGGCUAAUAUUUAUCAUACCUUCUCAAGUUAUAGUAGGACUACUCAACUCAUCAUUAAUCUAUAAUUAUUAUUAUUUUUCAGUGGACAAUUUCCUCUACAGUAUCCUUGCUUCUUGUUUAAUUAAAAUAAAAUAAACUAUUAAUUCCCCCCCCCCCCCCCCCCACACACUUUUUAACCUUGAAGUAGCGACUGAACUGCUAUGGCUAUACUUCCCUUUGCAUCCUUUUCUCAGGUAGAAAAAUAAUGAGAAUACUUGUAGCAGUAAAUGGCUCUUAUUCUUAUCCUCAUCAAAUACAAAAUUACAAAGUAAUGUAUUAUUGUUGUUGGAUCGCUAAACAUACAAACAAAACUAAAUAAUGUUUAAAUGUGUUAUUCUAUUGUACUCAAUUUUAGAAAGGCAAAUAACUUAUGUUUAUAUACGCAUAGGGUAGCUAUUUAUUUUUAUUAAAUUAAAAUUGUACUAAUUAGUGUGUAGGUUCAAGGCCCCCAUUUUUUUAAACCAGUUUUUAAUACUUUUAUUUCCGUAGCCUAACACAAUAUAGUAGCAUAGGUUAAGAGGGCCAUUCAUAAAUAACAUCACACAUUUUUCAGAUUUGUUCCGGCUCCACCCACUAGCAGAAAAAAAUUAGACCACCUUCAAAUAUAACAUCACAAACUCUGCCCCCCACCCUCCCCUCCCAAUAAAAAUGUCUACAAACCCUUAAAAAAUUCACCUGUCAUGGAUAUCGCAUUACUUCACCUGUGUCAGAAAAAUUCCCUAAAACAGUGGUUCUUAACCAGGGGUCAAAGCAACUCCUGAUGUGCGUAACACUCAGAAAAUUGUAUUAGCUAAGUUGUUUCCGCCUUUAAAAAAAGUUUUUCUGCAUUUUGAUUAGCAGCCGUAAAUGUUUUUCUGGUAAAUUUUGUUUGCCCAUCCCUUGUGUUGGUAAUUUUUUGUUUGUUUUUAGAAACUUAAAAGAGAAUUAAUACUAGAAUAACAAAAAUAUUUAAUAAUUAUUAAUUAAAAUUUUUGAUUACAAUAUAAUUUAUGCUGCAACACAAAGAUAGAAAUGGAAUAGGAAGUAAACUCAUUUAUAUUGAGUGAUUUCCAUUUAACCAAUAUAUAUUAAAUCUUCUCUUUUUUAAUGAUUUUGUUAUCUCGUGACACAACAGAAAGGGGUAUAAUGGCAGAUAAUUUGGCAGUCAUGACAGUUAUAGGGUUAAAAACACAAACGUGGGAAAAUAUUGGGAAACAACUUUUUGGGGUAAAUUUAGUGUUUAUAAAAGGGACUUAACAAAUUAAAAAACAAUAAAUAAUAACUCUACUUCUAUAAAAGAUAGGAAAAUUAUAUUGGUGUUUUGGAAAGCUAAUAGCUAUCCCUUUAAAGGGAUUUAUCUUUUAUGACAGUCAGACAACAUGAAAAAAUUUCUUUCAAAGUACAAUGCCUGUUUGAAGUAAAAAUUUAUAAUAGUACAUGAUAACUUUUUGUUAAACUCAUUUUGUUGAGUUUUUUAAAUUUAAAUGUUGUCCAAUGAAGUUUGAAGGUGUAAUGAGGAACCAUUGGUGAAAAGAAGCUAGAUUAUUAAUUUAUCACCUGAAAGAGUUGUCUCCAAACAAAACUAAUAUUUCUUCAUUAAGUAGAAUUUAAAUUUUAAAAAAGUAGAAUUGUAAUUGUUAAAUUAUGAUUUUCCACCGUUAGACAUUCUAAGGUACUGGGUAUUAUCUUUAAGCUCUUAAAGAUAUAGUGUUAUAAGUUUACGUAAACAUUAUUUUGUGAAUGUUUGACGUACCUUUAACAAAGUUAACAAAGAUACCUCAUAUUGAUGAUGUUCGCUAUGAAUCUGCAAGUGUUCUUGCACAAGUUUAUACAGAGAAACAGGUAACUAUAAAACAAAAAGACAUUUAAAAAUUUUUCAACUCAGAUGGCUUAAUUAUCUUGUUUUUUGUGAAAUGCAUACAUCUUUCGUCUAAAUCCACUUUGACCAGCUUAAUCAUUGUUUAUGUUAAUUGUGAACUUGGCUGCGGGUGCGCAGAUGGCUGAUGUGGCAGAUUCUGGCAUGAAAUAGAGUGGAACCUUAGUGCUUGUCUUCCUUCAUUUUCUCACAUUUGGCUCCUAACCAUUUUCAUUUAUUCGAAAUAAAGUUUUUUCCAAACCACCCCUGUCCAACAUUAGUUUGGAAAAUUGACUCUUUACUCUAUGUAUAGGACCAUACUUUUGGCAGUGUUGGAUAUGCCAAAUCUUAUUCAAAUAAAAUUUUUAAAAGAUCAUCCUGUUUCAUUUAUACUAUGUUAAUCCCUGCUUAAAAAUUUACUUUUACCACAGCUUUUUUUUUUAAUGAAACAUUUUUAAAAAGCGAAUUUAGAAGACAUUUUUAAAGGCAAAUAAUUUUGUUGAUAUUGAAAAUAACUUUUCAGAACAUGCCCCACAAUGCAAAACCAAUUUUACUCAAGGGUAUUGAUCUGUCUCAGCAGUCUCCUUACUGGCAUUGUCGACUACUUUUUCAGUUAGCUGUAAGUAUCAAUAUAAACACAGUUGGAUUUUAAAAGGAAAAUGUAUCAACUUUUUUAACAUGAUUUAAUUAUGAUCUGCAUAAUUUAAAAAAAAAACAAGAUAUACGUGUCAAUAUAUGUAUAUUUUGAUUUAAUUUUGAAAGGAGGCCUUUGAAAUAAGUAAGCCAACCUAUAAUAUAUUGCAGCAACUUCACACAGCAGAAAAAGACUGGGCUGCUGCUAUGAGUAUAAUGGGACGUGGUGCUGAUUAUGCCCUGGCUGUAAGAUCAGAGUACACAAGGCUUCUCUUCAUGCUCAGCAGAGGCAUGGUAAGGAAAAGUGAAAAAAACCAAGAAAAAAAACCCUUGUUUAUCUGAUAAAUCACUUUAUUCGAAUUCAGUCACAAAUAAAGUUUCAUAUAACAAUCUCUUUCAGGGAACUGAAUUGAAUCAGCAAAGCCUUGCAUUAACUUAAAUGAUUCAUAUCUUUCAGAUUGGACUAAUCAGCAAGAAUAUCCCCUGUGUAAAUGAUGCAAUGACCCAAGCUGGUCAACUAAUAGAGUCCUUUUCAGGUAGUCCUAUACACAGAGAAUACUUAAAAGUGUUUUUCCUUGUCCUUCAAGUUUGUCAUUAUCUCAUGGCUGGUCAGGUGAGCAUUUGGCUGUGCUUUCACUAUUCUUUUAUUAGAGACACAUUUUUCUCCUCAAAUUAUAGUUUGGAAAUAUUGAAUCAUGUAAGCAAUACAACUUUCUAACAAACUUGAAGUUCCAAAAUGAAAAUAUUUAAAAGUAAAGAUCAAAAGUAAAUGGGACCUAAAUCUAAUUUUAAAAAGUUUGGUUAUCUAGUAUAAUAUUAAUUAUUUGCUGAUGGAAUACUUUUGCGUUUAGGUUAAAAGUGUCAAGCCAGUUUUGAAGCAACUCCAACAGAGUAUUCAGACAAUAGCUCACAACCACUCGGAUGAUGGUGAGUAUAACCAUUGCUCUGAUUCAAAAUUAUUUCAAAAUUAUAAUUUUAGCAUCCAUCCUUCACAAAGAGAUGCUGACUUCGCAAGGCCUGGGAUUUUGUUUGGAGAAUAAGCUGGUUCCCUGUCAAUAGAUCCCCCCUCUUCAUAUAUCUGGUGAUCCCAAGGACACAAGUGAAUGUUACAGCUUUGAACCAGGGAUGUUGCAAGAGUUAUUGGAAUUUUCAUUGAAAUGAUGUCUUACUGCUUACGAAAAUCUUCUCUUAGAUGGUUAAAGGGUCCCAUCCACUGCAGGUGCUGGCAUUGUUUUUUCCCUGGGUUUCACUCAGGUUUGAACGCUUCCUGCAAUUUGUUUAUUUAUUGGAACAUGAAUUUUAUUUACAUAAUAUGUGAGGGGGGGGGGGGAACAGUAUUAAAAAAUAAUUUAUUUUCAAACAACAAAUCACAAUUCAUUUUUAAAAAAACUGCAUUAACUAAUGUGGAUCCCAUUCAUUGCAUGGUUUCACUGGACAAAUAUUGUUUGUUUGGCCAACUGGCAUAUAUGGUGAUGUUAACUCUGGCUGGCCGAGUGAUCUAAACUGAGCAAAUCUCAAGUUGGUGGUUAGGAUUUCAAUUCCAGCCAGAGCCCAGUCAAACAAAAACCUCACCAGCACCCCGGGUAGAUAGGACUCUUUAACCUUGGUCGUUAACUCAUCUAAGAGAAGGAAACUCUAAAUUCAAAACCCGGAGAUGGCGUCCCCUACAGGCGGCAAACAUCGAAACAAUGAAUGAUUCCGACAACCCCUGCGACGCCCCGGAUGCCAUCACUGAGAGCGCAUUGAGCAUGCUAAAAUAGCAUGGAUACUUAGCGCUAUACAAGUAUUCAAUCAAUCAAUCAAUAUUCUGAAUCUUAAAAUGCGUAAUGGGUCAUUUUAUUUUAAAUCUGUAAAACUGAAAAUGUUCAGAUGAACAUUGGUUGUUGUUUUUUUUAAAACUUUAAAAUGACUCAUUGUCUUUAGUAAAAUUAUCAUAACUUAACAAGAUUGGUCUAGCUUACCAGAUGACUUUACUGAGUAAUCUGCAACUUAACCCAAUUAAUCAUAUUUAAUUUCAUGGAUAUUAAUAUGUUUAAGAUUUGUCCCAAAUAAGAGUGCUAUUUGAUAAAUAAUGGGCUCUUCCUUAAACCAAACCUGCCCAUUAAAGAAAACAACUUAUAAAAUAUUUUUUUUUAAAUAACUAAAUAUUUACAGUCUAAAAUUAAUUAAAAUAUUGCAGAGCCAGUCGUUUCCAAUGAGGCAGAGAUGUUUCAAUGGUUACCUAAAGAACACAUGUGCAUACUAGUCUAUUUGGUGAGUUGUUGGUAUAUCAAGUCAUAUUUAUUAAGGUUCUUUAAGAGUAAAGAAAGAUUCAAUAUAAUAUAUGCUUAAACUGAAAUAGCUUUUGGGAUUGACUCUUUACAUUCCUUAAAUUUUUCUUUUUUGUCUCGAGAUUUCUACAGACCUUACAAAAGAGUCAAUAACUUUUAGAAUCCAUGUCUUAAGUUGAUGAUGUUAUAUAUAUAUAUGUGGGUAAAUUCAUGAGGCUUCUAGAAAUGUUUGUUUCCAUGCAUAUAAAUUCAAGUAAAAAAAACAGUGCAUAUUUUUUUUCUGAAAAUAUGUAAUAAAUUGUUGUCGUGUUCAGAUGCAAAGAUGGAAAAACAAAAAACCUGCAAUUAUUGAAUUAAAUCUGAUUAUUCCGAAAGAAAAUUCAUUUUUGUAUGUCAUAUGAAGAAAUUAGAACAUUUUAAUUAGUCAAAAAGGGGAAAUGAAAAACAAAUUAAUUCAUUCCCCAAUUGUAAUAUUGGUGAAUUUUUUUCAUUCACUACCUUCAAAAUUAUCUUACAAAUUACAAGACGGAAGGUACAAAAUGUAUCAACUCAAGUCCUUUUUCAUAGUAAAUGGAACUUUAAUAUCUAAUUAGCUUUACAGACUGUUAAUUUCAUAUACACAUAAAUAGCACAGUUCACUGUCAGACAGAAAUAAAACACAACCUCCUUUAACAAAGUUCCUUUCAAGAUUGCCGCACAACUAAAACGUAUGUCACAAAACAGACUAGACAAAUUCGUCAUAACAAGCAUAACAAUAUGUCACCAAGUCAAGCGUGGGAAGAGCGCUCACUAACUAAUUAAUCUCUCAAACACACAUUGCACAUAAUCAAACAUAAUAUCAAGUUAUUAUUUAACUCCCAUACUGGACACUCUCCAGCAUUAGUCAUUAUGGCCAAUGGCAGUUAAAAAAAAUUGAGCAAAUUGACACACGAUUAAUCACAAAAAAGUUCCUGAUAAAAGCACAUUAACACACAUAUAGAAAUGUAAACAGGAAGCAAACUCAUUUAUAUAGAGUGAUUUCCUCUUUAAUGAGGAUUUUGCUAACAAAGGUAAGAUUCACAUGUGCUACUUUUGAUUGUGGAUUUUUAAUAAUUUUUCUUUACAUUCCUAAUUUAUAGCUCACUGUACAAUUUCUUUUUAAAUCUGUGCAUUCAGAAACUAUUGUGUUUGUUUUGUAUUUUGUCAUAUUUACAUUUAAGGCACUUGGAAGACUAUCAGUUGUAGUAAAUCACCUGCCUAAUGCUCAAAUAAUUUCCCCAGUAAAGUCAUUUUAGAGUUUCAGUACAUUUAUGUCAGGAUUUUCUUUUCAACAAUCCUGAAGAGAAUGUAGCUGGCAAUAUCAAGAAAAUGGAAGAAAUGAUAUGUCCAUUAUCAAAUUGUAAACACCACACAUUAAUGAAUUGUAUGAUUUGACAAUAUUUGGUUGUCUCACCAAUAAUUACCUAAAUACACCAUCAGUUUUGGUUCUGUUUACAAAAGAAAAUCCAUUUGCUUUCAUACAAUUUGAAAUAAGAGUGCCUGUUUUAUUAUCUCUCCACUGAACAGUUAUAAGCUCAUUAUCUCUUAUCCACCACAUAUCAUCUUGAUAAUUUUCUUCUGAUAAAGUCAGACAACAAAUUCACUUUGCACAGUUUGUCUUUAUUGUCAGUUUCAAUAAUAGAAACUUUGAAAAAUGUCAUAAUUUGAAUACAUCCGUUUUUGGAUAUAAAUAUAAGGCAUUAGCUGAAAAUUCAUGGCAGAUUGUUGAAGUUGACCAGUAUUUUUGUACACUUGGGACCUAUACACUUGCAAUGUAGAUUAGUGGUACUAAAAAUGUGUCAAAUAUAUCUUUUGAAAUAUUAACCAGCCUCUGUUGAUGGGAGGUUUAAUAGGUCCCAUGAUAGAUAAAUAGAUGGUGUAUUUUACAAAUUUUUCAACCAAAUAGAGUGUGAAAAAAUCUUGAAAAAAAUUUAGGAUGAAUAUAAACUGGCUUACUGUAUCCUUAUUGACAUUUCUUCCCUCAGGUGUAAACCUGGCUUUCUCGCUGGAAGAAACUUAGGAGUGGGAACUGGUGGGUCAUCACAACUAAUAUUUUAAAUAUCACUUUUAAGGGUGAAAAGAAUAAAAAGUACAUAGACCUAUGCCUACUUAUACUUCACUUGAAUUUCCAGUUUCAUGGCUCUUAAAAUUGUGUAAAUACCAUAAUGGCUCUAAAAUAUCAUUGAAUAUUUUAAUUUACAACACCCAAAAAGGUCAAAUUUCAUGAUUUUUAGGAUGAAAUAAUGUAUCAUCAUUGGUUAGCUCCAAAUGCAUUAUUUACAUUCUUUAGCAAAAGUCACUAAGAAUAACUACUUCACUAUAAUAAAUAUUCACAUGCAUUUUAAGAAAUUUCAUUUUAAAAUGGCUAGUAAAUAUUUUAAUAUGCUUUUAAAAAAAAUUAAACCGAUAUUUGUAUAAAAAUUAUAAUAAAACUAAAAAAACAACAACAUAGAAUGAUGAAACACUUGAAAACUAACCUUCUGGUAUUCACUACUUAAAUGGGCUGCAAUGAUUUUCAUCAAUAUAGGAAUCUGAAUUAUUUGAUUCUAGUUAGUUCUCAAUUAUCUUCCUCUGAAUCAAUCGAUUCUCAAAUUAUCUGCCUCAGAAUCACUUGAAUCUGGUUCUCAACUACCUUCCUCAGAAGAUUCGUAUAUAAUUUGAUACAUAUUUUCACCAGUAACAAUGAUUUUCAUGACUACAUUGCGAUGUCUAUUAGUCUCUAACAAAAAUGUGUCUUAGAUUGCACUCCUCCCUUUGGCAUGUCACAUGUUUCUUGAACUUAAAAAUCAAAUAAAAAUAUUAAAAUUUUACAAUUAUUUUUUUUUCUUUUCCAAUUGUACUAUGAGAGUUAAAAAUUAUGUAGCUUUAGUUCAGGAUCCUCUUUUCAACAAUCCUGAAGAGAUUAAAGCUGGCAAUAUCAAGAAAAUGGAAGAAAUGACAUCACAGAAUAAUAAAAAAGACAUUUUCUGAGCGAAUAACCUGCGUAUAUAACAUCACACUCUCUGUAUAAGAGGAAUGAAAAGAGUUAAUGAGAAGUUUUGCUUAAUGAUUUAAGUUUUUUUUUUUUUGCUUCAAUAAUAUUUACUGAUAUAUUUCUGUAACUACGUGGCUUGGUUAGAUAUUAAAUAGUAAAAUGUCAAUUUUGUUUCCUUACUACUUGUUACAGGUGACAGUGAUGCACUCUAUGCAGGCAGGUUACAUGGACAAAGCCCAAAAAUAUACUGAUAAGGCUUUGAUGCAAAUAGAGAAGCUUAAAUGUGAGUAACUUUGAAAGUUUGAACAGGCUUCAUCUUUUCUUAAUAUUCAAUAUUUCAUUAAAAAAUUGUUAGCCCUCAUCCAGACGAGGUGAGUUUUCUUUUCCAUACACAAAAAAGUAAAAAAGCUUUAAUAUCAAAUGUAUUUUUUAAAUUGAAAGAUUACUAUAAGCUCACUAUACUGAAUGUGCAUUCUUUUCCAUGUCUCAAUUUAUUGCAGUUAUGGACAGCAAUCCCCUUCUUUCAUCUUUUCAACUGAUGCUUCUGGAACACAUUAUCAUGUGUCGUCUCAUUAUGGGAAACAAAUCCAAUGCUAUCCAUGAGGUAAACAUAAAUUACCCAAUGCUGCAUUGUAUGACUUCAUGCUAUUGAGAUUUCAUAAUUUGGUUUUAGAUAAUUUGGGGACUUUCUCUUUCUUUCAUUUGAACAAAUUACUUUUUUUCUCUUUCUGUUGGAUUUUAUUACCAUAGAUGUGCAUUAACUGCUUGGUGGUGACCAUUAAAGAAUUUUCAUUACUGAGAUCUCUUUUUACAAACCAUUUUACCUAAAAGAUCUUUAAUCUUAAAAGCAUUGACAUUUUGGCUGUUAGCCUUACAUUUACUGAUUGUUUUGAAAAUCAUACUGUUCCAAUCUUUUAUUACUCAUUAAUAACCUUAUGCAUAAAUGGUAACAAUUGACGGAUUAAAAAACAGAAUUUGCUCAUUAAUACAAUUGAGAUUUAAAGAUACACACAGGAAAAAUAUUUGAACAAGCACACAUUUGCCAAUUUUUAUCAAUGAUUACAUUUAAAAUAUUAUAACACUUUUUUUUUAUCAACAGAUAUUUCAAGCUUGUCAUGUUUGUCAACAACAGCCAAGAUUAUUUACAACUCAUGGUUCCCAGAUACACACUUUAAUUGUAAGAGCCUUGCUCUACAACUUUUACUGUACAAGUUAACUUCUCAACAUCUCAAAGGCCCUCAGAACUGUUCGGCUGCAGUUCAAGACAUUGCAAUUACUCAGUUAUCUUAAUCAAAUAUUAUUCACCAGUUGUUUUAAGUAAAACAAUUUCAUAGAUUAAAGUUCAGUAUUUAAAUCAACCAAUCACUUCUAUGUUUAUUGCAAUAAUAAUUGUUAUUUUUAUAUUCUAGGGCCUGUAUGCAAUGUCAAUGAAUUGUAUGGAGGCAGCAGAAGCACAGUUUAAAACUGCUCUAAAGGUAUUUUUCUUGCUGCCAUUUUACAAGAUCUUAGUGUUUGACCAAACUUAGUACUCAAUCUUAACUUCACCAAUGAUAGUAAUUGUCAUAACAAUAUUUAUAAUAACUUUAUCUCAACUUUUCCUUUCAACCAGAUGGCUGGUGGUGUGGAGUUGAUUAACUUUAUCAACUUGAACUUGGCCAUUGUCUACUUACGAACAAAUCGUCACCCGCAGCUGAUGGGACUUUUGGAUUCAAUAAAUCCAGAAACAAUACCAACAGCGUGAGCAUGACUUAAUAUUUAAACAUUAUCACCAUUCUUCUAUUAUACACAAACCAUUUAUUAAAUACUUUUUGAAUGGUCCUUAAUCUAUAAUUAACUAUCAUUUUAAAAUCAUCAGGUCCCACACAUUAAAAGCAGCAUCCUAUUAUGUAAAAGGUUUGCAGUUUUUCUUCCAAGCAAAUUUCUCUGAUGCCAAGUAAGUUGAAUUAAUUUCUGAUGUAUAUCUUUUUUCUUAAAAACAAGUCAUAAAUAUCUGUUUGAACUUCUUUCACACUUUAUUAGUAAAAUGUUUUUAUUUUUUGUGUUACUUUUAUUUCUUAUCUUUGUGAUGCCACCACAAUCUAAUACAGGGGCUCUCAACCUGUGGGUCGCGACCCCUUUGGGGGUGGCAUGACCCUUUCACUGGGGUCGCCUAAGACCAUCUGAAAACACAUAUACUCUACAGUUAUAAAGUAUCAACGAAAAUAAUAUUGUGGUUGGGGGUCGCACAACAUGAGGAACUGUAUUAAAGGGUCGUGACAUUAGAAAGGUUGUGAACCACAGAUCUAAUACAUGCACAAGUCCACAUUAUUUUAAAACUUAGGGUAUUAUUACAAAUUUUAAAAUUAUUUGAGGCCAUCCAUUUCUUUUUUUUCCUGAUAUAAGACUAUUAUUUUACCACAGAAUGAAAAUCAUUGCAGAUUAUUUUAAUAUUUUUAAUUUAGACGCUGCUUGCGUGAAACUCUAAAAAUGGCCAAUGCUGAAGACUUAAAUCGUCUAACUUCAUGUUCACUUGUACUUCUUGGUCAUAUCUUCCUUUCUUUGGGAAACACUCAGGUGGGUAUGAAUCAGGUAAAAAAUUAAAAUUUUGUUUAAGCACUUUUAUCCACAAGAUGCUGAGCAGCGACAACUGAUUUUAACCUUUAUAUCCACAAAACACAGAUUGGUGUCUACAUAACAUGGCAAAAAGAAAAAUGUAUGAAUCAUCUUCCCUUAGCUUAGUAGACAUUCUAAGAUGUUUAUAUUCUUCCCAAAAGUCUUAAUCACAACUUUUAAAUGAAAAUGACUUAAGUCCAAUUUUUGUCAAAUUUUUAGUUUUGUUUACUCCAAUCAACAGUAAUUUUGUCAAUAAGUGGACUCAGAUGAUGAAUUUGAUACCAAUUUAGAUGUAUUUAUAUAUAAUUCAUUAGUUAAUUUUGCUAGCUGUAUUAAUACAGAUUCCUGUAAUGAAAAUAACAAAUUGAAAUCAAUAUUGCCAGUCUUGAAAAAAAAAUUAAGUUAUUUUCUUAUAACCUUAUUUUGACCAUAACUGGGGGAAAAGUCAUGUGGAUAGAAGUGCUUUUUUACUUAAUGACUGAGAUAUGUGAAUAUAAAAUGUUAAUACCUGUACUUUCAAUGGUCUUUAAAAAUGUGUAUGUAUCUUAUUGCUGAUUUUCAUUUAAGUUCUUUGAAUUGCUUCCAUUAUCUAUUUCAUUUUGAGCAACAUAUAAUAUUGGCAAUAAUUAAUGUAAUCAGAAGUUUUAGUAGCAACAAUUUUUAAGAACAGCAAUCUCAGGGAAAUUUUAGUCAUCUACUUGAUAAAGGAAAAAAUAAGCACUUCUUUAAUUUGAUUAAGGUAAGUAGCUUGAUGUUGAACCCACUGCAGAUAACAAUGAGUUUCUUUAUUCAUCUGCUGCUUUGAAAUUUUGACAUUAAUAAAUAAAGAUAUUUAAAUUCAAGAAUCUGUUAAUGAUAUAACUUAUUUGCAUCAACAGGAAGCUAUGAAUCUAGUGACACCAGCAAUGCAGCUAGCAGGGAAAAUCCCUGAUGUCCAUGUACAGUUAUGGGCUUCAUCUCUUCUCAAAGGUAAUUCACCAAUUAUUUUAGGGUUAAAUGACAUAGAUAAACUUUUAAUUUCGCUGUCUUUAGAAAUAUAAAAAAAAAUGGCAAAAUUCUCCUAUCUGAUGUGUGGGCAAUAUUAUGUAUUUCCUUUUAUUAUCCAGAUGUUAAAGUUUUCACUCCCAAGCAAGUAUUGAUAAUAAUUAAAGACAUUAAGACAUUUUGCAACUAUUAAAAAUGGCCUUUGACACCAGAUACUAAUUUUGCUACAUUUUAAACAUUUUUUUAUGGGCGUUUAAAUCUCUUCUUAGAUCUUUAUCGACAAUGUGGCGACACUGCAAAUGAGGCUGAAGGUUAUCGUAUGCACACAAGUUUUUCACAGGCACUGCUGAAAGACCAUUUUCAAUCUUCUCAAAUGCCAGAGCAUGGUAUAAUUCAGGUAUAUUUAUAUAUAUAUAUAUAUAUAUAUACUUCUUGUAUAUUUCUUGUUUAUUCUUCUGACAUAUUUCUGCUUAAUUCUUUGUACAACUUUUUGAAAGAAACUUUUUCAUUUGCCAUUGUGUAUGCUUAUUUUAAUUGUGUAUUUUUGAGUCUAUGGGAGAUAUAAAUUUUUUACUUCUUUCAAUUGAUAAAUUGCCUUUGGAUUUUCUUUUCUUCUUUUCAAAUAAUAUUUCCAAUGCUUUUAGGUAAGUGCAGCAGUUUUAAACCUAUUUUAUUUUGCAGCACACUUGAAAUUAACAGCCAAAACUCAUUUACACGCAAUACUAGUACUUAUAAAUGAAAUGACAAAGCCACUUAUAAACAUAACUACAUCUAUAUUAGACGGACUAUAUUAUAGGUUCCAAAUGACCAGAUAUCACACAAUUACUGAUAGAUAGUGCAAUUUCCCCAAAUGUUCUUGAAAUCAGUUUCUUUCCUUUAUUUCAAAAUUAUCGCUUCAAAACAAGUGGGCAAUUUUUUAAUGAAAGUAUAAACAUUUUUAUUUUAGAUCACAUCGGUUCUAAGUGAAUUAAGUGUAAUAUAAUAAUACACCCAUUUAUCUCAAAAUUGUUUUUUAUUAUUUUUUUCCAGUGGACAGAUGGAGCUUGCCCUUUUCACUUGAGCAGCUCAGCGUCGACAUCAAGUGCAAUGUUAUAAUUAACUUUCUUGAUCCCCAACUGAAUGUUUGCAAGCUUAGUCCAUUCAAACCUUUAUAAGCUAAAAGAAAAAGUGUUUUUGUAGGACCUGCCAUUCAUUUGAUGCCACAAUAUAUAAGUUGAUUUAAAUGUACAAAUCUGAAAGAAUCUCCUAAAAUCUAUUUAAAAAAUAUUAUUAGCAUUUCAAAAAGUACAUAUUUGAUAUUGUUCAAUCAAUAAUUAGCACCGAGAGUUCUUUUAGAAUGGGAAAUUGCAUUUCGACAUGCCAUUAUUUAAAAUGUGCAUAAUGUAUUUUUAAAUUUCCAGGUAAAUUAGUGUUGAAUUUUAUAGAAUUUAAAUUUCUUAAUUUCAGUGGUUAGGGCAUAAAAAAACUAAUGCAGUUAAGAUGUCCAUUUUUUUCAAUUGAGUUGCUUGCAAUUCAAUUUAAUUGAACUUUCUUAUGGAAAAAAAAGCAUUUUAAGUACCUGGUAACCAUAGUUAGAUACACAUACUCAUUCAAAAUUAUUUGUCCUUACAAAAAAUAUAUAAUUGAUAUUAUAAUUGUUUUCCUUUAAAGCAUUUAAAGGAAAGGUGUUUCUUUCAGUUUUCCUACUAGUAUAAUGCAGUUUUAGAUUCCCUAGUUGUGUUUUUGCAUUCAGAUUCGUUUCAAUUUUAAAUGCUAUCAUGCUAUUUUUAAAUCUGGAAGGUAAAUCUGAAAACAAAUGGCUUGACAGGGGACAUGAUUUUGAAGGCCCUAGGAGGGUAACUAAAUAGGUCUUAGUGGGUAAAUUAAUUCAUUUUCUUAUUUCAUCUAAAAUGAUUCCUAAAAGAUCCCUUGAAUAAGUUUUUUUUUUUUAAUGUAUCCCAUUGCAUCAAUUUAUUUAUUUCUGGUUGUCAGCAAAUUACAAAUUAGAACAACAAUAUUAAGAAUAAGAAAGGUUUUAAGAAGGCAGCAAUUUAAUGUACAGAAUUACUAAAUGUUAAAAAAGGUGAAUAUUUUUACUGAAUUGUUAAACAUUGAUAUAUGGAUGAGUGAGAUACAAAACAAAUUCAUACUAAAUAUUUUCAAAUGUAUGUGUCCAUUUCUGAGAAAUUUUGUAAAAUAUUGUUGUUUGUACCCUAAUACAUUUCAUUGGUGAAAAGUAACUUUCAUUGAUCUUUACUUAUGUAAAGCUACUAGAGUAAACUUGUAAAAAUUUAAAGCAUAUAAUUAUAACAAAGGAAUGUAUAGUAGCUGUUGUAAAUUAGGAAUUGUGUGCAUAAAAUAGUUCACUAUGGGUGCUGUGCAUCCAAAUAACUUGUCAUGCAUUUUACAAUUUUAGCAUUAGAGCAAGGGAAAAAAAAUGCUUUUCAUUUUCAAUAAAGAUUCCAUUCACUUAGUAAAGUCAGGAUAGAAAAUGAAUUUGAUAAUGUCAAAUUCCUUUAGGUUUCAUAUAAGGUUUUAAAUCACACACAUUUUUUAAACAUUUUGUUUUUGUAUGAGUAUGAUUUUUGUAAAGACUAGAAAUAUUUUGCAUUGAUGUCCACAUUUAAUUUUGACAUUUUUAAUGUUAAGUAAAAAAAAAUUAGGUUUGAUGUUUGUGAAUUUAUGAAGGUUAAUUAAAAAAAAAUAAUAAUUGAAUGUACAUACCAUAGUCAUCUUCCCCCUUUAACUUUA